UGUGACGUCCCUCACACUCCCCAAACAGUGAGCGCGCGCUGCCCGGGUGCGCUCGCGCGGCCUCGGAAACACUGAGCGCGCGCGGCCCAGCCAAGCUCCUGUACAGGCGUAGGCGCGCCGUGUCCAGGGCGUUCUGUUUGGGUGAGAUGCUUCCAGCGCCAUGAUGAUGAUGAUGGCAGGUCAUUCGACGAUAGCACGUGUGGGCUAUGGCACAGGACUGGUGGGUCUGAGCCAUCACGAGCGCCGCGUUUUCGGCGUGGGAGGAGAAGCAGCGAAACCGUCAGGAGAGAAGCAGGCGCCGUCGAUCGCCGCGUCAGGCCACGUGUCAUGCGUGGGUAAAGCACACUACGUGUCUUGUGGGAGUAGGGGAGGACUACGGCGUUGUUCAGAAGGCGCCAGAAGAAGCACAGUGACUGCGGCGGCGGCCAUAGCUUCUUCUUCUUCUUCCUCAUCGUCGUCUUUGGCCGCCAUCGCUUCUUCUCCCUCGUCGUCCUCAGGAGGGGCGCUCAGCGAUGGACAUGAGAGAGUAAAUGCUUGCCCUUAUUCACUGCUCGGAGGCCGUCGGCGGUCAUCGAGGGAGGGGAGGAGACGGGAUGUAGGAGGGGUUGGUGAUGAUGAUGCCCUUCGCUUCCGCACGUGUCAAACGACCUCUAGGAGGGGGGGAUGGGAAGCGGGGCGCAGUGCUCUGCGCCGGGUGAUCAGCGGGGCGCAGUGCUCUGCGCGUCCGCGGGGGAUCGCCAAUCAUCAUCACGAGGUGCGAGCUUUGCAGCGAGCGUUAGAUUGUGGCCGCCGGUCUCUAGAAGGUUCUUCUUCAUAUGUGGAAUCGCGGCCUUCUCCGCUAAUUGUUAGCGCUGCCGCGGCGGCUGCUGACGUGGCGCGCGCGGGUGUGCGAUCGCAGAUCGGAUGGCGCUCGCCCCUCUUCCGCCUAAUUGCCCCCAGUCAAGCGGAAGUCUGCAGAAGUCAUCCGAUCGCCUCUGCCUUACUCGUCGAUCGUCAUAGUCAGGAGCUGCUGCGCGGCCGUGUCUGUUGUUCUGCCGGGGCGUCGGCGACGGCUGGACGGGAUCGGAGCAGCAGUCGGGACGCUGCCCCAGAGGAAACCGACUGGCGUAGACGCGGGUUGACGUCAGUCAUUAAGAGGAGGGGCUUGAUGGGUCAAUCGAUCGCGCGGUCAAAGGAGCCUGACGGCCGCGGGGAAGGCGGCGCGGACCGGGGAGGAGAGGGGUCGGAACUGCAGGAGUGGGAGGGGCAGUCUGAUCGGAUGACGGGAUCCCCAUUUGACGGUGAAGUCGAGGGGUACAGAGCAGAGUCGAAGCCAGACGCAUGCAAAGCAGACGAGUUACACUUUGUCCGCGUCCCGCACACGGAUUGGAACAUUGCGUUAUGGCGGUAUAAACCUUACAAAAAUUGCCGGUCAUCUAGUGUCGGCUUGGGCAUCCUCAUUGCGCCAUCGUCAUUAUCAUCGAAUCCAGCGAAGGAGAUGGUUGCGGCAGCCACACGGAAACAUCCUGUUUUGCUAUUGGCUGGUGUUGGGGCGAAUGCCUUUGCGUAUGAUGUCUCUCCACAGUUGUCGCUUGCACGUGAGCUUGCUAAGAUGGGAUUUGACACAUGGAUCUGUGAGGUCAGGGGGAUGGGCCUCAGCCAUUGGAUCAAAGGAUCAGGACCAUCCGAUUAUUCGGUGCCGGAGGACGUGAGUGAUGGGAACGCUGUGGAAUAUCUAGAGAAGCUUGCAGAUGAAUUUGAUCGGUUUGUACCGCAUGGCGACAUGGAAGUGGUGAUGUCUUCAAAGUCUCAGAGUUCGUCGGCACUGGCGAGUAACAGUUCAAGAAGCGCAGGCCCACCUGCAUCGUCAGAGUCCGUGAGAGGGAGAGCAAUGUCGGUGGUGGAGAAGGUACGGAAAACUGUUUACGGGUCGAAGGCUGUGGAUGUUGUGAAUGGGAGAGCGAGCGCUAAGUCUCAACAAGAUAAGGAUAAGGAAAAGGUUGAAAGUUUGUCGGGAACAAGAACAGGCAGCACGGACAUUGGUUCCCGUCUAGAGGAAUUGCGACACAGGCUUGUGGCGGUCCUGGGGUCCGUUGAUCCUGCCCCUAGGCUGGCACAAUUGCGGGACCAGAUAGCGAAUUCUGUUGGCGCAGUUGAACUGCCAUUGCUUCCAAGCAUCCCAACUCUCCCAAGCAUGCCGCCCAUGCCUGUUAUGCCGAACAUGCCCAAGAUUCCACCCAUGCCCAGCAUGGGGAGUUUAUCCUUGCUUCCAUCUUUGCCAGUUUUGCAGGUCUCUUCUCUGCGUGAUAGGUUGUCUGUCAUGAUGAUGGAGGGACAGAAGAACCUAGAGCUUGCCGGUCCCUUUGACUGGGACUUCGACAGCUACCUUGAGGGAGAUUUACCUGCAGCGAUUGAGUACGUCGUGAGGGUCAGCAGACCUGACGAUGGGAAAGUUAUUGCUGUUGGCCAUUCUAUGGGUGGGAUUUUACUCUACACGGCGAUUGGUAGGAAGAGCUUGCAAUCUAAACUUGCAGCAGUGGUGACUUUAGCGUCUGCUCUGGACUAUGCAGUCUCUGACAGCAUAUUGAAGCUUCUGCUUCCCCUGGACGUACCCGUGGUGAUGGACAAUAUUCCAGCCGUGCCGCUUGGUUUGCUGGCACGAUUGGCGCUGCCUCUCAUUACGCGUCCGCCUUAUACGCUCGGAUGGAUUCGACAGAACGUGUCAGCGCGAAACGCCAUGGACCCGGAAACAGUGCGACAGCUCCUCAUGUACAACUUUUGUUCAAUUCCUGUGAAACUCCUCGGCCAGCUAGCCUCUGUGUUCAGACCAGGAGGACUCACCAACCGAGACGGCAGCAAGAAGUACAUGGAUGGACUGGCUGAUUGCCCAGUCCCUGUUCUGGCUUUCGCUGGGGAUGAAGACACUAUCUGCCCACCCGCUGCCGUUGAAGAAACAAUAAGCAAACUUCCAGCACAUCUUGCUGAGUAUGUGCGUGUCGGUGGUGGGAUGCGAGGACACCAUUAUGGCCACUAUGACUUCCUUUGUGGACGACAUGCCAAAACAGAGGUUUUCCCUGUCAUAGAGCGGUUUUUGGUUCGGCAUGACAGAGAUGAGCACUUGAAAUGGGCCCAGUCUCAAAAGGAAAGUUCGAAGUAGUAGCAGCGAUUUGACGACAAAAUCAUUUCCGGAUGGAGGUGCGCAAGUUUGCUGAAGGCCUGAAGGGCGCUGCGGCUGCAGACCUGCAAACCUGCAAUCGCAUCUGGAAGGGAAGAUCUCCCCCUUGUCAGCGAGAGAAGGGAUACCGGUGCGGAACGAAAGUUAUUUGGAAUGAAAUGUUUUUUGCCACGGAGGAUGACUGGGUGCCGUCUGCGUGGAGGAGUGCAGAGGCACAAGGAGCAUUUUGGCAGGACAUCACCAAGUAUUCUUGAUGAUGGGAUGGGGAGCAUGAUUGAGUGGCGGAAAGAUUGAGAAGAGAAAAGCAUGGGCCCUGCGAGGAAGGAUGACACGCAUAACAGUCGACAAGUGGUCCAGUUGUUUUCGCAACAACAAAAAAAAGGAGAGAAGUCAAGCCCUUCACGAACAAUCACGCAGGAAUCAGUUUUUACUGUUUGCCGUCAUGGCAUGGAUUCUACUUCGUCCCAUCGUCUGUGACAAAUGGUGGCAUGUGACGAAGAGGAGGGAAGAUCUCUCACCUUGAGGCUGGAUGGCAACGAUGAGGUCGUCUACUCAUGCUUUCCCAUUUUUUGUAAAUUCUUGGUCAAAUUGGGCAAAUCUUCGCACUGGUAGAGCGCCCUAGGGUACUAGCUGUGUGUGCAUACAACUAUGCGUGUGUGUGUGUGAGAGAGAGAGAGGUGUGCGUGUGUGUGUGUAUGAGAGAGAGAGAGAGAGAGAGAGAGAGAGAGAGAGAGAGAGAGAGAGAUUGAUUGUGAGAGAGAGAGAGAGAGAGAGAGAGAGAGAGAGAGAGAGAGAGAGAUGACUUUGUACAUUACCUCCGGUGGCAUUUGUACCGGUUGUACGAACAGUCGCAACUCGAUACAGCAAGAAAAUAAUAUGCUGCUCAUAACUGUUGUGUAGCGGCCGCGUUUUGUUCAAUUCAAUUCAUCAUCGGGAGCGAGAGGAAUGGAGCUUGUUGCUGACGCACCAUAAUGAUGGUUGUAUUCUGAUGGGUGCUUUCUGACUGAAAGUUCACAUCUUUUAUCUUUGUUGGUGUGUGUGUGUGUGUGUAUGUGUGGUGGUGACUGGGGGCAAGGGGAAGGGGAGGUGGAAACUGGACCUUGGCGUACUUCGUGUUUUUGACUC
Messenger RNA from Chara braunii, 4279 nucleotides. The record is from the annotation of a GenBank genome assembly. NCBI's taxonomy places the organism in Eukaryota, Viridiplantae, Streptophyta, Charophyceae, Charales, Characeae.